CUGCCUAUAAUAUAAGCUAGGCAACUGCAGUCUCCGUUAUUCCAAAUUCAGUAUCUGGUUAAGAAUAGUUCUAACUUAUUUUACAUUUUCAAGCAUUAAGAAAAUCAGGUUUAAUUAAAAAAAUUAUUGUUGGCGACUGGUGGAGACUGAGAGGUGCGCCUGUCGUGUGUCUGUUAUUAUGGCGGGGAACUGCAGAAUGUAAACACUGAAAACUGUAAUGUCAAAACCUUGGAAAUGGAUAAGAUAUUGCUGUAUAUUUCAACAGAGAGGAAAAAUUUUUUUAUUAAUGAAGAACUAGAGGCUGCAUUGCAAGUACUAAAGCAGGAAAAUAAGAAACCAAAUGCUUGUGGCCAUCUGGUACGUUUGGCUUCUGCGACUAUCCAUACAGAUGAAGGAAAUGAAGCAAGUGUGGAAGAUGCUUGUACCAUGACUCUGUGGCAUGAAUGGGCCAAACAAGAUCACUUGCAAAAGUUAUAUGUUAACCAAGAGAAUGUAACACUGGAGAAUGAAAAUAUUGAAAAGGAGGAGGAAUGCAUUUUUAGGUAUAAUGACUUUUUCCUCUUGGCUGAAGCACUGCAUAAAUUUGCUGAUGAUCUGCAAGACAUUGGAAGUUAUCUCCUAUACAUAUUUUGGACUAUAGAUAAAUAUGUCCCAAAUCCCAGCGAAGUUCCAGAGUUUUAUGGAGCACUAAGAAGAAUACAACAGUGGCAUUUUGGUGGUUUAUAUAUUACUUGUAAGGACCGUGAACUUGUUGAGGAAUGGCCAAACUUCAUGCCUCUCAGUAUUACUAGUGGAUGCUCUGAGAUUGUAAAGAACAUCAUCUGCACAUUCUGGCGAGGUCAUCUAACUCUGGGUGAGGAAAGGACUGGAGACACUUUACUUCUUCCAGAGUGUACAGUUCAGUGUAUACAUGGGCAGCCUGCUCUAGGAACAAAUUCUAAACAGGAAGCACUGUAUGUUCUCCCAAAUGCAGAAAUUGUAGCAGAUUUUGAUGUUGGCACCAUACCGUGGGUGUAUCUACGUCAUGGUGGUGUUUAUAGGAUGACCCCUGUCCAGUUCUCUGAUGAGGAGGAUCAAGAGGAAAUAUUGGCAUUGUUUAAUGCACUUACUGCUCAGCCUGGAAUGGCAACACUGAUCCGUCUUCAUUAUUCACCACUACCACCAACAUUGGAAGGCAUCAGAUCAGCAACCACAGAAGAAUGGAAGCGAAGUAAUGCUGAGGGGCAUUUUGAUCUCAUCCCUAUCCUGCAUUUCAAGGGUUUCCAUCAAACACUCAAUAUGCUCAUUCUCAGUGAAGGAGGAGAUAAAGAAAAGGUAUUGAUGGUUGCCCUGCAAAACCCAAGGGUUUGUGGGGAAGAUGUUCUCAAAUUCGUCAGCAAUCCUAGUCACCCAAUGAAGAAUUAUCAGAGUGAGGAAGAAGGCAGAGUAUUAGACCUCCUAAAAGAGACCCCAAGAUUAACAUCUUUGCAUAUGGCUGCAUUCUCUCAUCUUUCUUUGAACCUUUCACAGCAAAUCAAUAAGCGUUUGGUACGAGCAAGUCAACCAGUAAAUGAGCUAACUGAAGAAACAAAGAGGGAGCUAGAAGCAGCUGCAAGUGAGGAACUGUUACGCUGUCUGCUGAUGAUUCCAGCUCCUCCACCAAUAUUACCCACAACCUUCUGCUCUGUUUUACCUGAGACAGCAGUCAGCAAUAUUGAGUGGGCUGAAUAUAUUGCUCUAGUUAAAGCAGAAGCAGAGGCUGAGAAGUCAUCACUUGCUCGACGUCAUUCAGGAGACCUCCUUGGUGGACUUGCACCCCCACCACAAACUGAGGCCAUUCUCACUCUUGAAGCUGGCCAGCUUACAAAGCUCUUCACUAAGAGUGGUCAGCCGAUCGACAGAGUUAGGCGCAAAAUGAUUAAACACACUUCUUCAGGUCAGCAUCCCUUCAAAAUCAAAUCUACUUUGAAGGAAGUGAAGUCUCUAACUUGGCCAGAAGCACUUUAUGCUCACCACCAUGGUAUUUAUUACAAUGUUAAUGAAUGGCAUGAGAAGUUUGUUGAACAGUGUAACCAGGUAAAAAAUCGUUAUAUCAGGCAAGAAACUGCAGCCACUUGUACUGUGUUCCAAGACAAAGAGAUGGCAUAUGUCACUGUCUCCACACACAAACCGAGCAGGGGAGUGAAGAAGAGUAGAGGCACAGGUGCUAGUGAGGCAGAUACCGUAAGCUUGAAAAGUGGGCACAGCUCAAGAAUACCAAGAGGACUAUUAAGACGUUCACCUCGAAAACAGUUAUGUCAGUCACCACACGGACGAUUACAUCAACCAGAGUGUAAAAUUGAGAGGUCACCUCAAAAGGAAACCAGUAAAAGCAAAAAAAAUUUCAGUGAUUUAAUGAAACCAUCAGACUUAUUACAACCAUCGGUUACCAGAGGGACACUGAGAAAUUCUUCUUACCUGCAGAGCAAGAGAAUACCUAAGCCUGCUGAUCUCAGUGAUGUGCACAAACAGAAGCUUCGUGUGGCUGUUGUAGAAUCCCUUGAAAAGGAGGGCAUGAAGAUGAAAAAUCCAUUAUUCAAGGUCUGCUUCAAAAAAUUAUUUACAGUUUGCAGACCAUUUGCAUUGGAUGUCAUUGGUCGGGGAUCUACCAGCAAAAAUAUGGAGAAAAUUGCCAGAGCCCAUGUGAAACAGGUGAUAGAAUUUGAGAGAUUAAAAACUAAGAAAAGGUAAAGAAAAUUGGCUGCUACCAUUAAGAAAUACAGAGAUGUUGAGCAUCACAUAAAAAGAUUGUUAAAGAGCUGUAACCAUACAGAUAGAGAGAAUAUGCUUUCUUCUUGGAAUUGCCCACAGCCCAAAAUACCUUUAGAAAGUUUUGCAUGAGAUUUUAACCCUUAAGCCCCGGGUUAGGAUGCUGCUGGCAGUAACCCCCCUCCCCCUGUGUGGGAAUAAAUCGAGAUAAAAAUCAACUUUUCCAAAAAUAGUUAAAAAAAAUAAAAAUAAAUAAAAUAGCGGGAAAAUAGGCGGACGUUCUGGAACGUCACCCGGGGCCUAUGGGUUAAAGUUUAAAUAAAUGAAUGAAGAAUUAAAAUAUGCCAUAAACCUGUUUGAAAAUAGUACGAUAGAUUGAUUGUUUUUAGUGGGAGAAAUUCCCUCUAGUCACCUAAUUUCAAAUCUAGCAAAAAGGUCUAUUUUGUAACCAACAACAACCAAUUUUGCAGAAAAAAAAAAAAAAAUUCAGGUGAUAAAACAAUAUGGUACUGUAAUGAAAAGACUGUAUGAGCCAGUGUUGCUGCUGACUCCACCUCAGGUUAUUUAUUUCUGCACUUUCUCUAAAUGUAUGUUAAGAGAAAAUUUUAUAAUUCAGCAGAACUUUGGUAAUUUGUGAAGGAUAUAAAAAAUUUAGCUAUUUUAUAUAUACGGUAGUAUAUUAAUAGUCAAUGAUAUCCUGGUACAUUUUAAUAAGAGAUAAUAUAGAUAUGUGAAAUAAAUAAAUGCAUUUCCAAAUACAGUAAUCUCAUUACUGUAUAUAGCAAAAAUACAUAGGAACUUAAAAAAAUUAAUACAUUUAUAAAAAUUUACACUCAAACAAAUUAUAUCAUAUCUUCAAGACUCUAUCCUUGUGUGCCUCUCACUCCAUUAAUCAAAGCAUCAUAUGGUGUAAAUUUUGCACAACAAUCCUCCUCUUUCAGCAUUUCUGAGUUGAUAAUUAGUGACGUCAAGGUUUUGUUGCUCAUUAUAUAUGAGGUUGGGAUAUGUUAAUCUUUCAGCCUUAGCACUUGAAAUUGGCAAAGACAGAACAGCAAGAUCAAACACAAUAAAGUGUUGAAGCAUGGCCUGUCUUCUUCAUCUUGAAGAAUAUAUAGUGCUUUAAAAAGUUGUUAUGGAUCCUUUAUGCUUUGUAAAUAUUCGUGGAAAGCUACAUGCUAAAUCGGACAAUGCAAGUAAUAUGUCUCGAGAGUGUGGAUCUAGAGCUUAUGAAACACUAAAAAAUGAGAAAAGGUUCAAAGUUUCAUCACUAAGGGAAAAUCUGUUUAUUUUCUGACAAGAAACUACCAAAAAUGUUCUACAAAGACCUUUCACAGCUCUAAGCUGUGACUACAUUAAUAUGGAAAAUUUAACCUCCCCAAAAAUUUUAAAAUGCAGAAUUUAUUCUGUAUUCAUGCAGAGUGCAGUCUGUGACUCGGCACACUUGGUUUCCCGCACUUAAAUAUUCGACACAUCAUACGAUAAUUCUGCACUUAGGCAAUUCUGGUGUGAACUAUAUAGAGGCAAAAUAUCUCGUAGUAAAUUUUCCUAAAACCAAUUCAUUCAUGUCGCUAAUCUCUUCAUAUGAAGAUUUACCAGAAUAACGUGUAUUAAGACUAAAUUUGCUGUGUGUGUUACUGGAAAUUGUAUCCCAUACUGGGAAGACCUCCACACCAAGCAGUUAUAAACUUGAGUACAUCCUGACAUUCAUGGGAACUUGACAUCUUGGUGGCCAUGAUUAGUUUGUUCCAGUCCUCCUUGUUAGCAGCUUGCCCACGCUUGAGAUCAAGGCGAUUCCGGAUGACAGGAUAGCCUGAGAUAACACAGGGAGGGUAGGUGGUGUUACUUGCAUCCACAAGAGAAGCUUCAUAAGUCAUACGCUCAUCCACGGGAAGAACCUGCAAGAUUAAUGGAAGCAUAACUGAAUUCAAAAUUUACUAGCAUUUCUGUAAUCAAUAUGAAAUUUGAUUCAUUCUUGUACUUACAAGGAGUGUUUUACAUAAAUAUUACAAUCAAAUGAGAUAAAAAAUACUUAAAAAAAACCAAAUUGCAUAAUGCAAUUAAAGCACGUCUGUUUACCACCGUAGCAAAAUUUUACCUGUUCCACUUGCUGAUCCAUUGAUACUGCCAGCACCCAUUCUUUAGCCUCUUCCCUCAGAGAUUCAGGUAUUGUCAGAGUGAGUGGUAGUGGAAUCUCGUAUGGAAUAUCUGUGUCUAUGAAGUCUGUAUGAUCAAGAGAGUCUAAUGACCCUUCCUCAAUGGCCUCACAUAAGUCCAAAAAACGAUUCAAGAAUACAAAUGCCAUGUUCUUCCAUCCUACCUCCUGAAACAAUGUGUACAGUUAGAAAAAGGAUAGUAAUCACAUAGGAAGUAUUUAGGGGGUAAGAAUAUCAAUGAGGGAUUGAUCAUUAAAUUUCAUUUUAUUACGAAGCUGGGAUUGAGCAAUUCUGUAUGACCGGUAAGUCUAGAGCAUUGAAACAUCAAGUCCCCAGUGAAUCAACUUGAGACUUGAAUCUAAAAUUUGAAAGAAGGAAAAUUAGGCUAUCCAUCUUCAUAUUCAAUUCCAAACACGAGAUAGAUAUGGCCAGGGCGUCACCUGGCUCAAACCCCCCCCCCCCCUCACAUAAUGUAAUGUACCAACUAUACACUUUAUACAGUAUGUAUUUUAUUUAGUUUAUUAUAUUUUAGGUAAAAUAUUGUGUACUUUUGCUGUUCAUGAACCAAAUUAAUUAUUUUAGGUAUAAUACUGUAUAUUAUAAGUAAAUUGUAAAAUUUUACAUAAAAGAAAAUCAAAUUA
Messenger RNA from Homarus americanus (American lobster), 5521 nucleotides. RefSeq names its product mdm2-binding protein-like (gene mi). NCBI's taxonomy places the organism in Eukaryota, Metazoa, Arthropoda, Malacostraca, Decapoda, Nephropidae. Gene Ontology annotation, cellular component: kinetochore. Bases 235 to 2709 code for a protein of 824 amino acids. The record is from RefSeq and is a predicted model, not a curated record. Gene Ontology annotation, biological process: protein localization to kinetochore; regulation of protein ubiquitination; traversing start control point of mitotic cell cycle. The transcript is spliced from 17 exons.